GUGGGGCCCAUUAAGAGCGUCAUUCUGUGGCGUCAGUUAUCCAGACGCAUUACCACGAUGAUCAGUCGAAAAUACCAAAUUUAAGUUGUCUUUGAGGUCUAAUUGGGUGGGAAGGAGAAAAAUGGAAGAUCUCUUAUUGAAUAUAAUCAAGGAAUGUACCGGAAGCAAGUUAACGCAGAUAAAAAAUUCUGCGCAGGAGGCAUAUGAUUUAUUAUGCUCUCAACACAAUUUAUUAAGAAGCCCAUCUCACGAAUUACGAACAGCUUGUUUUGUUCCUCUCAAAUUAUCUUUGGAAAGUAAGAAAAGUAAGCUUAUAUCAUUGGCUGUGACAGGAUUAAAUAAAAUCGUUCGAGAUGAACGUUUCCAAUCCGGGAGCGAACCGGAAGAUGAUUCCCUUUGGUUACCGGCCCAACUCCUCCAUGCAACAGCUUCGAUUUUAUCACAAUGUGAAGAUACCCAAGUUCAAAUACUUCGGGUGGUGUUGUCAUUAGCUUGUAGUGCUAGUUGGGCUUUGAACGGUCGAUUGGUUAUGCUUUUAAUCAGUAGGUGUGGGGAAACGUAUGAAAAUGGGACUCAAGCGGUUCGAGCUGCUGCCCAAGCGGCCGCAAGCCAAACAUUAACAGCUUUUUGUUCAUUUUUGGAUGAGGAAUGCCAAGAAAUCCUACAACAACAACAGAAACAUAAAAACAGUGGGAGUAGUGCUGAAAUGGUUUAUAAUAAAACAUCAGCUGUUGCUUGUUUUAACGAGGCCAUUCCUGUGAUGCAAUACGUUUGCAGUAGAUUAGAAGAAACUAAAUCGGUACCAAAAUCUAAUGACACGACGGUCUUCCUUCUCGAAUGCCUUCUUACUUUAGUAAACACUUUGCCUCAAACGGUACAUUCCAACACACAUUUCACGACUUUCUUAUGGCAACGUUUUUGCCCGGCUCUUUUGGCUUUAUUGGGAGCCCCCGGUGAUCCAACAACGCAAUCUUUAACCAAUAGUCAAGCGAAGAUCGUGUACAGCAUAGGAAUCCAAGUGGUACGAUUAGUUGGAAGAGAACGUGCGUUAAGACCCGUUUUGGAAGCGUUGUUCCAUCGAAUGCUUCUCCUUCCAAAUCCGAUAAAGCGAUUAGAACCACUUCGAGCAGCCAAAGAACUUUUGCGCUCCCCGGCUCGCUUAGCCGAUUUGUUAUUGCUUUCGGGACCAAUUCAUAGACACGCCGGUGAUGAUAUGGCUAUUAUUAGAUUGAUGGUUGAUUCAAUCGAGGAGUCGGCACAAUGUAAUGAGCCGAAUAUUGUUUUGGCGAGUGUUGAGUGUGUUGGGGCGCUUUUAGGGAGUUUAGAGGCGCUUUGUCGCGGUGAAGGCUUAAAUUUAGACGACUCCGAAGUGACAGAGCAAAGAUAUCCAACUUUGGAGCAAGCCGAUUAUACAGGACCUUUAACGUACCAAUCUUUAGCGAGGUUACCUAAACCCUACAGGGAUGUAGUGGCUAAUUUAAAAUAUCAAAGUGAUUCUGAUAGCAGUGGUAUUGAUGGUGGGGCUCAAAUAGAUGAGCAAACUGAUAGUGAGUGUUCCGGGGCCACCGAAGGACCCGAAGAAUACGGGAGCCAAUCCGAUGAUAGCAUAAUGGACGAUGAAAGCUUUUUAACCAACCAACAACUACAAAAAUUGCAUAAUUUACCUAAAUCGUUGAAUUUAGGCCGAGCUGGAAUCAACGAAUGCAACACAGACGUUGAACGUCACAAUGCAAGACACUUUGUUAAAACGUUACAAAACAUUUUACUUCCAAAUUUAUUAAGUUUAAGGUCUUCGAUACAAAUCGAUGACGUUUUACAGGAAUUCGCCUCGAAAUGUUGUCAACACAACUCCGCACAAAACUAUGAAAUAACCACAAUCAUGAACGCUGACGGGAUUUAUUUAGCUACUUAUUCAGCUUUGUUAUUAAAUUUAAAACUGAUUCAAUCAGGGCAUUACAACGAACAAGCCAAAGAAUCAAUCACUUUAAUGACAGAGACCCAAUUCGUGGAUGAAAUUCAUGGAAGUGGGGUUUUAGUUUAUGUUUCAGCGACGUGGUUAUGCGAGUUAUACCAAAAUGUUUUAGCUAAAUCUUUGCUUGAAAUAGCGGGGUAUAACCCAAAAGUUUCACCUCAACCGGCUUUAAUUAAUUUAUUAACAGAUGUUGGCGGGUUAUGCCCAUCUCAACUGUUAACCGAUUGGCAAAAACUCCAAAAAGUCCACGGUCAUCAAGAAAAUUCCCCCGAAGUCGAAGCCGGAGUAAAACUUUCCCGCAGAGUUUUAACGUGUUGUUGGGGAUCCGUCGUUUCCGUGUUAGGAAGCGUCGUCGAAACAUCCCACAUAACCGGAACUUCAUCGGCUAUCACACGAUUAGUCGCACGGAGAUCACGCCAAAAAUAUCGACAAAGACUUCGUGAUGAUAUCAUAACCGCCAGCUUGGAAGGUCUGCAUAAAGCAGCGAGUUUAAGUAACAUUUUAAAGUUACAAUCGAGAAGUGGGAGUAUUUUGGCGUUAUUAUCGGCUUCUUCGUGUAAAAAUCAAAGCAACGGGGCUAAACUGCCUGCUUCGCACGCUUUAUCAUUAGAUGUUUUGUUAUCUAAAGGGUUAGCUUUAGGGUCGCAUAGUUCUGAAUGUUGGCAACACGUUUUUAGCGCCUCCGUAAGUGUUGCCAAUUUAGAACAUGCCCUUUUCAGCAAAACGGGGUCCGCUCAACUCCUUAUGGUCGCCCAAAAUACCCAAAACAACAUCGUUACAUCAACAACUUGCACCAAUACGAUUGACCGAUUAAAUUUAAGCUUUAAUCCUAACGUCCAAGAAGAAGAAACUUGCGUUGACGUUUAUAGUUUCUUACAAAACACUUCAUCUUAUUCAAAUUCAAAUAAUUCAGCACAAGGAGAUGCUACAGUAUCGGAAAUCGUUGAUAAAAGCGGAGUUUUAAAUAGUCAAGGGAAAGGAAUUUUGCAUGGAGUUCAUGCCGCUAAAGUUUGUUGUGUUUUAUCCUCGAAAGCGGAUGAAUUGUUUCAUUCGGCUGCUUUGAAACUUGCUCUUCCUGGGUUGUGUAGUUUUUUAACUGAGUUGUGUAAAUCAUCACAUUCACAGUUAUUUACGCGUUGUGAAGAAAUUCCACGAAAACAAUCAAAAUGGUGGAAAAAGCAGUUAGAAACGAACCAAAAACCACCAACUACAUUACUUUUACAUCGAAUUGGAGAAGUAACUUUAAAAUGUAUCCGUUCUGGACGACCAUUAAUUCAUAUAAUGAAAGUUUGGUCGAUUGUUGGUCCCCAUUUUAUGCAAGCGGCUUGUCAUAAAGACCGAGAUGUUUCGAAAAAAGCGGUUCAAUGCAUUCACGACACCGUAACGGCUUUGUUGAGUGAACAAACGGAAUUGGCGCAUUUCCAUUUUAACGAAGCCCUGUUUAAGCCGUUUGAAAAUUUGCUUUGUCUUGAAUUAUGUGACGUCGACGUUCAAGAUCAAAUUGUUUCUUGUUUAUGCGAGUUCGUCGAGGCGAAUCGUACGGAGAUAUGUUCAGGAUGGAGGCCGUUGUUUGGUACGUUGCGAGUUGCGAAUAGCAAAAAUAACGCGACUGCGAUUUUGGACGUUUUUAAAAUAUUUUUACAAACCGAUAAUACUUUGGUGUUUGCAAACGCCGCUUUGGAUUAUAUAUUAUGUUUGUUAUCGCACGUUCGAGGAGGGAUUAUCGAGGAGAAAGACUCGGAAGGUGUUGAUUUAUGCAUAGAGUGUUUGAAAUUGUUACAAAAUUGCGCUGCUAUUUUAUCGAUGAUGUAUAACAUGCCAAAAUGCCCAACUUUUAAUAUUUCGCAUCGAGUUAACGUGGAGAGUGAGCCCCAGUUAGUCGAUCCGAUCCCUCAAAAUAACGAGAUUAACAAUUUUAAUCAAGAAAAUUUUGAACAAUUGUCUUAUAAAAUAUUAGGGAUGAAAUCGGACGUGGAAAAUUGCGAAACUUUAUCGAAAAUGGAUCGACAAAAUUCUUGUUUGAAGGUGUGGUACGUUUUGUUGGAAGGGUUAUCUUCGGCUACUGUAAUUUCACCAAAUAAGAGUCAACCGUUUAUUGUAGAUACUUUGUUUAAAUUGUUAAGAGAUUUGAUUGUAAAUCCUGGGGUUAAUUUCGGGUUAUAUUCUAUUAAUCACCUUUUAUUACCAACCGUGCAAAAUUGGUUGAGACAAAACACAAAGUUACAAAAAACUUACGACGUUUGGCACAAUUUCAAGCAUUGUUGUGGGUUAUCGAGUGAAUUAGUCGUCGAUUAUUUGAGCCAUUUGCAGGGAAAUAACGAUAAAUACAAUGAUUUAAACAUUUUAAACCUAGAAAAGCAGCAAAAACAAGAAAACCCGGGGAUUACGUUGGCGUUAAAACAACUUAUUAUUAUUCUAAUUGAAUGUAUAGCUCAGCCGAAUGAAAAUAUCGCCCGGCUGGGUACCUCUUGUAUCAGACAUAUCAUUUUGAGUGUGGGCCAAAUCUUAACGGUGCAUCAAUGGGAGAUAAUCGCAACGGGGAUGCAUAGGGCUUGUACGAUUAGUUUGAACCCAUUGCAUCAAUUAACAUUGGCGUUUAAACAAAACUCAGAUAGCUUUUAUGGCGAUAUGGCCACAGUGAAGGUUGCCGCAAGAAAAGAUAGCACAAUCCCCGAAAAUGAGCGACUCUACGAGUUAGCCCAACAAGUUUUUUUGAUGCAAACCCAAAGAAAUUGUAAUAAAUGCACCGGGAAAUUAUGCGAGUGCGAUUUAAGCAUAACAAUCGAUGACAGGAGUUACGUUUUCUUAUUGUACCCCUUAGAUAUGACUUCGGUGUUAAACCCCGAUUUAUACACGGUUCGUGUACCGUUUAGAAACUUGGUUGUGGGGAUUUUAGCGCACCAAAUGUUGAUACAAACCAUUUCAAGCGCUUUGUUACAAAAUUUAAACCACGUCACCCCCAUUUUAAACAUUCUCCAAAUCCAUUCGUGCAGCUUAAGAGGCAUUUUAAAACACGUCAACGCUAAACACGUUAACAUCCUAUUAAAAUGCUUGGAAAUAUCGAAUAUUCGUGCGAAAGAAUUCGAUUUGCGCCCGGGAUUAAAAUUCUUAACCCAAAAAGUGGGCAACCUAAACAAAUCGGCUAACCUCUACACGCAAGCGAACACUUCGGAAGUUGUCCAAAUAAUCGUUUUAAUCGAAUUAUGCUUAGACGGGAUCCAAAAGUACAAUAUAACCCCGAAAGAUUUAAAAGAAUUAUUAGGGAAAGAAGACAAAGAGAAACACCAAACCGAUUUAGAUUACAUCGAAUCGUUUUUAAGAACGCUCCGGUUUAAAUGGGAGUAUUUGUGCGAAUCUUACAUCAAUUUAACGAUUAAUAUCCCGGUUGAUGACGACCUUCAAAGCUUGGAUGAUUUAUCCGAAAAGGAAAGCGAAAAAGAAACUAAUCCAACUUUGAAAAGGACCGAAAGUCUGUGUUCAACUGAUUCGGAGAGCUAUUUAGAAAAGGGGAUUUUAUCCGAUAACCCGAAAGACGAUAAAGAUUCGAUUAAAUCGAGCAAAAACGAUCUUAACUCCACCGAUGACGAAACCAACGAAUUAGCGGCGAAAUUCAACAAAAAAACUAAAUACACGCCACUCCCAAAUUCCAUUAAGUACGACACCAACACUUUAUUACAAAUGAAAGCAACCCUCUCCACGGAAAGCAUCAUAUCGAUCACUAAAAACAAAGAAAAAUCCGAUAAAGAAACCGCGGAUAAAAUCGAGCAAAUGUUGGAGCAAUACCGCCAAAGAAAAACGAUUAAUUUUAACCCCCCAACUCAACGAAUCAAUCCUUUCGUAAAUUCGUUACCGCCCCAACAACCGAUUCCAUCGGAGAUCCAACAACAACGCGCUUUAAGCAUCUUUAAGGACGCCGAUGCUUAUAAAAUAACAAGAAUUGAAACUAUGGAAGCUUGCUUGGAAUUAUUGGGGAGUUUAAGCUCCGAUCGUUUAUCCCCUUUAGCCGUCGUGCUUAAAGACGGGGGUGUCAUGCUAAUUAACGCUCAAGACGACAAAAUUAAAAUUGCCGCUGAAAAAUUGCUUCAAAGAAUGAACAUUUCUUACGUUGAUGAUUUUUAAUUGAAUGACUUUUACUCGUUCCUAUAAACGUUGUAAUCGUUUUGCUCACUAAAACAAUAAUAUCUCUAUUUAAAGAAACAUGAUUACGAAUGUAUUGUUGUUUAAGCUUACCCGAUGGUUGUGCUUUUCCCGUAAACUUAAAAUUUGAUUUAUUAUUGAGCACACUAUGAAAUAGAUUCUAAUAAUGAAUGUAAUUGAAACAAAUCCCAUCGAUGUGACUAUUUCAGGUUAAAACAAAUCAUUUUUAUUAAUUUUAAGCGUAUAAUUGUAAUCUUCGUUAAUGUUAGCCACCGUAGCGUCCAUAGAAUAGAAAUGAACCGAAAAUGUCCAAUAUCACAAUAAUUACUGUAUAAUAAUAACAUUUAUUUUCUCUAAAUGUCUUUAUCAAGAGAUUUAUUUUAUUAUUUGUAUUUUAUUGGAGAAUAAUGUAAUAAUAUGUAUACGUGAUCAAUAAAGGCAGAAUAUAUUUAAA
Molecule: messenger RNA, 6563 nt
Organism: Onthophagus taurus
Lineage: Eukaryota; Metazoa; Arthropoda; Insecta; Coleoptera; Scarabaeidae
Product: brefeldin A-inhibited guanine nucleotide-exchange protein 3
Biological process (GO): regulation of ARF protein signal transduction
Molecular function (GO): guanyl-nucleotide exchange factor activity
Source: RefSeq, a predicted model, not a curated record